GGUAAAACAGACAUAGUAAAGUCAGUGUCAGUGAUGGAAGGAGAUUCAGUCACUCUAAACUCUAGUUUUACAGAAAUACAGACAGAUGACAAGAUAGUGUGGCAUUUUGGGAAUGAAAGAUCUGUCAUAGCUAAAAUCAAUAGAGAAACCAAAAAAAUAGUUGUUUCUGAUGUGAGAAGAAGUUACACACUGAAGCUGGAUCAUCAGACUGGAUCUCUGAUCAUCACGAACACCAGCACCACAGACUCUGGACUUUAUGAAGUGACCAUCAGUAACAGUAGCACAGAGACUAAAUACAGAUUCAAUGUUACAGUCUAUGCUCGUCUGCCUGUUCCUGUCAUAAGCAGUAACUCCUCAAACUGUUCAUCACCAUCAAUGUCCAAAUAUUCAUUUUGGUGCUCAGUGGUGAAUGUGGGUCAUGUGACUCUCUCCUGGUACAAAGGAAACAGUUUAUUGUCCAGCAUCAGUGUGUCUGAUCUCAGCAUCAGUCUCUCUCUACCUCUGGAGGUGGAGUGUCUGGAUGAUUUCUACAGCUGUGUUGUGGCUUAUUCAUUCACCAACCAGACCACACAUCUCAACAACACUCAACACUGUCAACCAUGUUCAAUGAAAGGCUCAGUCUCUCUGAUCGUCUUGAUCUCUGCUGCUGCUGGAUCUCUGUUGAUUGGAGCUGCAAUCGGGAUCUUCUACGUCUACAAAAAACACAGAAAAACUGAUCAAGAAGUCCAGACUUGUACGGAAGAGAUCACUUACACUGAUCCAAUGUUCAACAAGAGAAACGCACAAAGAGAGAUUGUUAAAAAGGAGGAUAAUGCAGUGUAUGCUAGUGUUAUCCACAAACGUUAA
This is a messenger RNA of Carassius auratus (goldfish), 846 nucleotides long. RefSeq lists its product as uncharacterized. The annotation marks the transcript as partial. The transcript has 5 exons. NCBI's taxonomy places the organism in Eukaryota, Metazoa, Chordata, Actinopteri, Cypriniformes, Cyprinidae. The record is from RefSeq and is a predicted model, not a curated record.